Cololabis saira (Pacific saury) is the source of this 3779-nucleotide messenger RNA. Its product is annotated as adhesion G-protein coupled receptor G1-like. Bases 61 to 2052 code for a protein of 663 amino acids. Lineage: Eukaryota; Metazoa; Chordata; Actinopteri; Beloniformes; Belonidae. The record is from RefSeq and is a predicted model, not a curated record. Gene Ontology annotation, biological process: adenylate cyclase-activating G protein-coupled receptor signaling pathway; cell surface receptor signaling pathway. Gene Ontology annotation, cellular component: membrane. The transcript is spliced from 14 exons. Gene Ontology annotation, molecular function: G protein-coupled receptor activity.
UGUGAUUGUUUCCUUUCUCACAUUCCUCAUGUUGCGUUUCUCUGCUGCCGUUUGUUACAGAUGGAGGUCCGACUGGCCGACAAUCUGAAGACGGUGCUCUUCCUGAUCGUCCUGCUCUCCCCCGGUUCCAGUGAAAAUGACCUGUACUUCAACUUCUGUGGUACCUGGCGUCAUGGCAACGCCCCGCUCCGGCUGGAGGUGGAGCUCACGCCGGGCUGCAGAGGGCUCUCCUUCACCGCCAACGAGAGCGUCCUGUCGGUACGUGGGCGGCUGACGGCCGAGUGCAACACGGACAAAGUGAUCGAGCUCCACGAGUUCGGACUCCACCCGGAAAAGAACGUCGACUUCUGCGUUUACUGGGAGCCGUUUCUGGACCAGUUCAAGAUGGAGGUGGGGGGCAGGAACCUGACGCUGUGCUACCCCGCCGUCCCGCUGGACUCCUGCUGCACCGACCUGAGCGACGGCCCCAACGCGCCGGCGGGAACCUUCGGCAUCGUCAACGCCAUGAUCUGGGAUGAUGUCAUCACCACCGAGACUCGGACCGCCUUCCAGUUCAUAGCCGGCGCCACGGGCUGCAAGUCUCUGUGUGACCAGGCGGACCAGGACUACCUGCGCAGCCUGCAGUCCUCCCCCAGACCCCCCAGCGGCCCCCCCGGCCCCGGACUUCCCUGCGGUCACAGAUCCACCAUGGAGAUGGAGGACGGCUUUGGAGGCUACAACGUCUCCUCGCUCGCCAGGUCGGGCUCGGGUUCUGGUUCUGGUUCGGGGUCGGCGGUCCGGGUCUUCGUCCCCCCGGCUCUGAGGAGGAGCUCCAACAGCAGCAAGGUGGUGUUCACCUUCUUCAACGGCAACCCGCUGUUCCAGGACGGCCACCAGAACCUCCAGCUCCUCCAGGACGUGGUUGACAUCACCGUGGAGAACCAGGUCGUCACUAAUCUGUCGGAGCCGGUGAAGAUCGGCUUCCACCACAACGCCAUUCCGGACCAGAACCGGAGGAGCUGCGUGUCCUGGGACGUCCACCGAGACCCGCUGCAGGUGCGCUGGCUAGCGGAUGGCUGCACUACGCUAGCGCGGGACGACGCCCACACCGAGUGCCUCUGUGACCACCUGACCUACUUCGCCGUGCUGGUGGACCUGGAGCCCCGCCCCCUGCGCCACCUGCUAGCGCUCACCUGCAUCAGCUUGGCUGGCUGCGCCGUGUCCUUCGUCAGCUGCGUGGCGCUGCUCGUCUUCCUUGCCAGGAAAUGGAGACGCUCCACCAACAAUUCCCUACACAACUCCCUCCCCGUUCACGUGGGCUUGGCCGCCUCCCUGGCGCUGCUCAGCCUGCUGUUCUUCCUGACGGGGGUGCUAGCUAACGCGGGCCACGAGGCCGCCUGCACCUGGGCGGCGCCGCUGCUGCACUACGCGCUGCUCAGCGCCUUCGUCUGCAUGGGGGUGGAGGUGUUCCACGCAUUCUGGAUAACGUACAAGCCCUGUAUCCCCUUCCCCAGGCCCUACGACUGGAUCCUGGCGGGCUUCGUUCUCCCAGUGAUUCCUGUCGGCGUCCUGGUGGCGGUGGGCGACGUGUACGGGCUGAGGGAGGUGGAGCAGGCCGCGACCCGGGACCCCUACCUCAUGUGCUGGAUGAAAGUGAACCCCAAGGCCCGGCUGGCCCACUACUUCACCAACCUGACGCUGCUGGCCGUCCUGGUGCUGGCCGGGUCCGUGGUUCUGGUCUUCGUGUACCGGAAGAUUCGGAACCGAGCCGAGUGGAGUCAGAACCGGGGCACGGUGUUCAUGUUGGGGCUCAUCCUCCUGUUCGGGACGUCCUGGGGUCUGGCCUUCCUGGACUUUGGCCCGCUGUCCAACGUCGUCCUCUUCCUCUUCUGCUUCCUCAACUCCUUCCAAGGGUUCUUCCUGAUGAUCGGGUUCUGGCUGCAGGGCUGGAUGAAGAGGCGCUUGGACCGCGGAAGCUCCAGCACCACCACCAGCACCAGCACAAGCACCAGCACCAGCACCAUGCUUCCGACAGCAAACAAGCACACCCUCUCCCAGACCCCUCAGACCUGAGACCUGAGACCCAAGACUCGGACCUAAGACCUGGGACCCCGUGGUCCCGGUACCCUGUGGUCCUGGUACCCCGUGGUCCCGGUACCCUGUGGUCCUGGUACCCCGUGGUCCUGGUACCCCAUGGUCCUGGUACCCCGUGGUCCCUAUACCCUGUGGUCCUGGUACCCCACCCUCUGAAAGCUGAACAAUCCUUUGCAGCUUCUGGUAUUUAACGUGCUGUUAAUGUUUCCUUCUUUCAGUCAUUCUGGAGUUUUCCUUCUGCAGCUUGUUGUUUUCACCGAGUGAAGAAAAGGUUGGAUUUUGGAAACAGUGAUUUUGUUUUGAUGCUCAAUUCAAACUUAAACUAAAAUAAAAAAUAGGAGUAAAAUAAUAGAAAAUUAGAAUAUGUUUGAAAUAAAAUUUUUCCAAAAUCCACUUAAACUAAUCAAGAGCAGGGAGAAAGCUGAUUAAAGCUGAUUAAAAAAAACUCAAGUGGUUCUGGAAGUCUGACAGCCGACCAGGUCCCAAUAACAAAUAUAUAAAUAUAUAAAGGUAUUACCAGGACACCUGACGGGGGCAGGACUUGCUGGGGGCGGGGCUUGGUCGUGGGCGUGGCCUAUGUUUCCUAUGAGGUGCUGAGCAGGCGAGACUCUCACUCGUCUCCACAACUGCAGUGACUUUGUUCUGAAUUAUGUUUUUGUUUAUUUCAGAAAAUCUUUUUUUGUUCGUAUUUCCAGAAAAAUCCACAACAAAACAGAAAAUCUCUCAGAGAGUCUCGGUUUCACUUUUCAUUACUGUUUUUCCUUCUGGCUGGUUUCUGGCCGUGAUGACGUCAUCACGCACGUGUGACGUCAUUGUUGUUAUUUUAAAAAUAAAAUCCUUCUUUAUUCAGGGAAACUACGGGAAGCUAAACGACUGCAGAUUUGCAGAAACUAUUGAUUUUAUUGUCGUUUUGUGUAUAAAGGAAACAACGUGCUGUUAUUCUUAUUUUUAUUAUUAAUACGGAAGAGUAUCAGGGCCAUGCAGGAGAAAAAAUAUUUGAGAGGGGAAGAUUUUUUUUAUUGUGCACUUCAAGAAAAAAGUCGAAAUGUCGAGAUUAAUGUUGAAAUACAAUUUUUUUUUUAAAUGUCGAGAUUAAUGUUGAAAUACAAUUUCAAGAUUAAAGUUGAAAUUUAACCUUUUUUCUCUCGACAUUUCGAGUUUUUUCUCGAAGUGCACAAUGAAAAAAAAAUCUUCCUCCUCUAAAAUAUUAUUUUUAUUUUUCUCCUGCCUGGCCCUAAUACUCUUCCGCAUUAAACAGCCGCACGGACCUUAGAUAAGCUUUUUAUUUGAAACGUUUCACUGCUUAUCUGCGCUUUUUUAUAGCUGAUUUUUAAUUCCUUUAAUGUAGCACUUUAGCUUGUGACUGUUGUAGCCUCUGCUAGCCUGCUAGCACGUGAUGCUAGUUCUACUUGUAGGCAGAGUAGAAGAGAACCGUUUAUAUUUCCUUUAUUUUUCCUUCAAGCGCAUUAAGAUAUUUGCUGUUUUUGGCUUCCAAAUUAAAUAAAUUGGAUUAAGCUGUAAGGUAAAUAAAUGUGGUUAAAUAUCAAACAAAUUUAACGUGUACGAGGAGAACAGACAAAUGUUUUUUUUUGAUGCUGUUAUUUUUGCAAUUUUUUUUAUUUUAUAAAAAAUGUUUUUGUCACUCCUUUUUCUUUUUUUACAUAUUUGACUUUUCAUGUAUAUAUCAUAUUUAAUAAAUGAAAUAA